Messenger RNA from Aspergillus heteromorphus CBS 117.55, 1038 nucleotides. RefSeq lists its product as uncharacterized. NCBI's taxonomy places the organism in Eukaryota, Fungi, Ascomycota, Eurotiomycetes, Eurotiales, Aspergillaceae. Bases 363 to 710 code for a protein of 115 amino acids. The transcript has a single exon. The record is from RefSeq and is a predicted model, not a curated record.
AUUCAGUGAAACUUAGUGCAGUUUGUGUGAAGACUUUUUUGACGAAGGGAUUUAUCUACCUAUUACCUACUAUUACUAUUACUACUGCUGCUACUACUGCUGCUGCUGCUGCUGCUGCUGCUCUCGACGAAAGAAAGAUAAUUCGAGGUCGUGUCGUGGGUGAUAAUAUACAUAUAUCCAUUCAUCCAUCCAUCCAUCCAUCCAUCUAUACACAUAGUACAUACAUAUAUUCAUACUUUAUAUUCAUACCUCACCGUCGAACACUCUACGCAUUUACACAUCUACCUAUCUACCAACCAACAAUCAAAACCUCACCACACCACCAAAACAACAACCACCACCAAAACCUCAAAACCACCACCAUGCCCUUCCACACCACCACCUCCUCCUCCUCCUCAUCCUCCUACUCAACCUACACCUCCACCUCCAGCAACUUCAGCCUCGGCAGCGGCAGCGGCAACGGCAACGACUCCCCCCGAGUAACAGGCCACCGCUGCGCCAAGACCUCGCAGACGGACCCCUCGGGCUACACGACCGUGCGAUCCGGAUACCAGAAUCUGGGCGAGGACCCGGUGCUCGAGGAGCGGCGGUACGAUUCGCGCGGCAGGGAGCAGGCGUUGCCGGCACCGGUGGCGCCGGGCGGGGAUUCCAUGGCGGGGGGCACGAGGAGGAUACAGGAUUUGGAGGAUGAGGAGGAGGAGGGGUUCUAAGCUAGGGAUUGAGUAAUAUUACUCAAGGACGGAGUUGAGGACUUCUUGUUUUGUGUUGGGUUUUGGGUAGGGGGUGUGGAUGGAUGGGUGGAUGGAUGGAUGGUUAUGGAGUGCUAUGUUUUGUUAUGAUGAGAUGAUGAUGAUGAAGGAAGGAUUUGGGUGGAAAAGCAAAGGGUUGAUGUAUGAUAGGGUAUCAUGUUUUAGGUUAUGGGAGUUUUGUUUUGUUUUGAGGGAAUGGAUGCUGAUUGGGUUUUGAUACUACUUGCGUUGAUGAGGGGAUGGGAUGAUUGUAAAUUGUAGAUGGUAUAGUAGAUGGGUGGUUGGGUAU